AUGUUCAGACUUGAUCAGACCAUCAAUAUGGGGCAUAUGGAUGAGACUUUGCAAUUGAAGAUCAUAAGCGCUACCGUUCUUAAAUCCAUGAAUAAGGUUAUUGCCGUUAAGCUCGAUGAGGCCUUACAAUUUGCAAGGACAUACAGACUGCACUUCUGA
Molecule: messenger RNA, 159 nt
Organism: Penicillium oxalicum
Lineage: Eukaryota; Fungi; Ascomycota; Eurotiomycetes; Eurotiales; Aspergillaceae
Exons: 3
Coding region: 1-159 (52 amino acids)
Source: RefSeq, a predicted model, not a curated record